AUGUAUUAUGAAAAGUCCAACACACCUGCAAAGGCACGGACUACAACCCUUAAUGAGGAGUUAGGUCAAAUAGAAUACAUCUUCUCUGACAAGACAGGUACACUUACUCAGAACAUCAUGACAUUCAAUAAAUGCUCAAUUGCUGGGAAGUGUUUUGGGGACUAUGUAGAUGAAUACGGAAACAUUGCAGAGAUUACAGAUCGAACUCCUAAAGUUGAUUUUUCCCGCAAUUUCUAUGCAGAGAAAACAUUUUGCUUUUAUGAUCAACGACUGCUUGAUGAAAUUGACAAAGAAAAUCCAAAAGUCUUUGAAUUCUUCAAACUUUUGGCACUGUGUCAUACAGUUAUGGUAGAAAUAAAAGAAGACAAAGUUCUUGAAUACCAAGCUCAGUCUCCUGAUGAAAAUGCCCUAGUGUCUGCUGCCCGAAAUUUUGGAUUUGUUUUCAAGUCUCGGACUCCAAACACUAUUACCAUUGAGGUAAAUGGCACUGAAGAGACUUAUGAACUGUUGUGUAUUUUAGAUUUCAAUAAUGUCAGGAAACGUAUGUCUGUGAUAGUCCAAAAGGACAACGUUAUACAAUUACUGUGUAAAGGUGCAGACACAUUAGUGUUUGAGCGACUGUCUCCUGAAAGUGACAACCUCAAAGAAUUAACAGCACAUCAUUUAAAUGAAUUUGCUCAGGAAGGUCUGCGCACUUUGUGCCUUGCUAGUAAAGAAAUUGAUCCAGAAUAUUAUCAUGAAUGGAAGAAACGAUAUCAUGAAGCCACCACGUCCAUGGAAAACCGUGAUGAAAAAGUGAAUGUGUUGUUUGAAGAAAUUGAGAAGAACAUGAUUUUACUUGGCUCUACUGCAAUAGAAGAUAAACUCCAAGAUGGAGUACCAGAAACAAUAGCAAACCUUGCCUUAUCUGGAAUAAAAAUUUGGGUGCUAACUGGUGACAAACAAGAGACUGCCAUUAAUAUUGGUUACUCGUGCAAACUACUGACUGAUGAGAUGGAAGAGAUUUUUAUUGUUGAUGGUGAGGAAUAUGAAGAGGUACAUGACCAACUGAAGAGGUCAUUGCAACAGUUAAAAGAAAUAUUAGAGGGCCGUUACCAAAAUGAUGUUCGUUUUGGCAAUGGUAUGAUGUCUUCAGAGGAGGAGGGUGAGAUGGACAAGUCAAAUUUUGACAAAGAGCAAACAUCUCAGUUUGCUCUGGUUAUAAAUGGCCACAGUCUGAUUCAUGCUCUAAAGAAGGACAUGGAACUAUUACUUUUAGAUCUCGGAUGCCUCUGUAAGGCUGUUAUCUGCUGCCGUGUUACCCCCCUGCAGAAAGCAUUGGUAGUUGAUCUUGUGAAGAAGAAUAAAAAAUCUGUUACUCUUGCAAUUGGGGAUGGUGCCAAUGACGUCAGCAUGAUUAAGAUGGCUCACAUUGGUGUCGGAAUCAGUGGCCAAGAAGGUAUGCAAGCAGUUCUUGCCAGCGACUUUGCCUUGUCUCAAUUUAGAUAUUUGGAACGUCUGCUCCUUGUCCAUGGCAGAUGGUCCUACUUGCGUAUGUGCAAGUUCCUCAAAUAUUUUUUCUACAAAAAUUUUGCCUUCACUCUCUGUCACUUUUGGUAUGCAUUCUUUUGUGGAUUUUCUGCACAGACUUUGUAUGAUCCAUUUUUCAUUUCUCUCUACAAUGUAUUUUAUACAUCUCUGCCAGUUUUAGCAAUGGCUAUUUUUGAUCAGGAUGUUGAUGAAUAUUAUUCAAUACGAUAUCCUAAGCUUUAUACACCAGGACACAAGAAUCUACUUUUCAACAAAAAGCUGUUUAUGUGGAGUGUGGCUGAAGGGAUUCUUUCAUCACUGAUUUUAUUUUUCAUACCAUACGGAGUUUUUAAAGAAAGUGUGAACCAAUAUGGCUUGGAUGCUGGGGAUCAUCAAUCACUUGGUGUUGCUGUGGCUUCUACACUGGUGGUCGCUGUCAAUGUCAGGUGUGCUUUGGACACAUCGUACUGGACUGGCUUCAACCAUUUUGUCAUUUGGGGCAGCAUCAUUUUCUUCUUUUGUUUCAUCAUUGCUUUCUACUCUGACAUUUUCCAAUACAAUUAUAUGGGUGUCGCCACAGCAGUCUUCUCAACAGCCCAAUUUUGGUUCAGUUUACUUCUCACCUGUGUCAUUCUUUUGGUUCCAGUCCUUGCCUAUCGGUUUUACACUCUAGACACACAACCAACACUCUCUGACCGAGUACGCAUGAAACAACGUAUGACUAAAACCAAGUCCAGGUCUCGUGACUUCAAUAUUGGCCGGAGGUCCACCAUUCGCCGAAGCCAACGGUCUAUGCGAUCAGGAUAUGCUUUUGCUCACCAGGAGGGUUUUGGCCAGCUCAUUACCAGUGGACUGAACAUGCGCAGUAGAGUCCGGGCAGAAUCCAAUUUACCUGACAAGUCUCCAAUUCGACUUAAAGGGAUUACCAGAGUGUCCAGUACAACAGGAGAACCAAUCAAAUCCAAUUCAGAUAUUUUUGAUGCUGCUAAAAUUUAA
This is a messenger RNA of Acanthosepion pharaonis, 2505 nucleotides long. The record is from the annotation of a GenBank genome assembly. NCBI's taxonomy places the organism in Eukaryota, Metazoa, Mollusca, Cephalopoda, Sepiida, Sepiidae.